AUGGGUAAUUGUAUCGGUAAAAAGUCUACGUUACAUCAUAAACGACGUAGACACUCUCCUUCAAAGAAAACUAAUUCUUCUAACUUGUUUUGUAAUGAUAAACGACCUACAAAACAAGUACCUGUAUUACUAUUAUCAUCAUCAUUAUCAUCAUCAUCAUCAUUGUCAACGUCACCGUUGAAUACGCCAUUGGAGCGAAACAGUAUUUUUCUGUCUCAUUUGUCCGAUGUAAAAGAGAAUGAUAUCAUAGUGAACGAUAAUGACGAGAACGAAAGAAAAGUUAUUCAAUAUUCAUCACCCUCACUGUUAGCGACUAUGACAUCAACGAGUAAUGAACCACUCGUAUUCAUGCAUAAUACAUUAUCAACAUUAUUGCCUGGUCAAUUGUCAGGCGAAUGUAAAAAAUUUAAAUCAAGCAAUACAUCAAUAGUUUUUGAUGAGAAUAAUAUAGAACAAGCAUUUAAAUUAACGGCAAACGAAGAAAAUACGGCGAUGGGACACCUGUUUAGCAAGGAGAAAGAUAUAGAUAAACAAAAUGACAACGGGGAUGGUGGAGGUGGUAGUACAAAAGUGAGCAUAGACAUCAAGGUACAUAUAAGCGACAAUGAUCAAAGUGCAAGCCAUCAAUAUUUUACAAUUAUCAACGAUCAAAUGACAAAUAGAGAAACUAUGAUUGAUAAACGAGAAAUCGUGCAAGAAUCACUUAACACCUCACCUUCGCGAUCGUUGUUUGACUCUUCACUUUCGUCGCUCUCCUGUAAUUCAACACCAUUCUCUUCUCAAGAUCGACUUAUUCUUUCAUCGUCGCCGUCAUCGUCUUCAUCAGCUGUUACAUCGCCAAUAGCAGUAAAUGCAGUUAUUAUACCUAGUCCACCAUAUUCUCGUUCAAACAGAACAAAUCCGUUGACACGCCAAAAUGGAUCUCGUUCAUUAACUUAUUCAGAACAAAUCUAUCUUCAUAACAAUCAGUCAUCAUAUAUAUGUCCAUCGAAUGACAUUUUUACAACAUUAUUACCAGCAUCAUCGUCGCGUUGUAAUAAUGAUUUAUUUCUCAACGAAUUUCAUCAGAAUAUUAUUUCUCAUAACUGUAAAACACUUAGUUCUAUUAUUGAUAAUGUUGUACAACAACAAUUUAUUCGUAUUCAUCGAUCUUCAAAAGCUAUUUUAAUUGAACAUAAAGAACUUGAAUGUGUACAUUUAAAAGAUGUAAAAAAGUUCGAUACACCAUCAUUAAUCUUCGAUGAACAACAAAAAUUUGUUCACAUAACUAAACAUAGUCGUUUAUUUGGUAUUCAAUCAUUGAAAUAUACAACGAACAAUGUAACACGUUUACCAAAACUAUUUUCAUCAUGUGAUCAUUGUUCGUCAUUACUUUCCGGUUCAAAACUUAAUCAUCGUUUGCGUCCAUUUUUUCUCGUCAAUACAACGCAUAAUCUAGUGCAAAUGUGUUUCAAUGAAACUAAUCAUAAUACAGUUUUUGGUUAUAUAUCGCAAACACAUCCAAGUAAAACUCGACAAACUAUUAUCAAUAAUGCGAAAUUUUCUUAUUCGUAUGAUCUUGAUGUUAGUUAUACAUCGUUGUACUUUAUUUUACGAGUUUGUUCAUGGCCACAAGAACUACGUCACAUUUAUGAACAACGUCAACGUUUAUGGCCCGUCAAUAUUGAUAACCUAUUUGAUGGUACUUGUUUUAUUCGAGUCAAUAAUGAUGAACAAUACAUGCGUGCAACAGAUAAAUGUCAUGCUUGUGAAAAAAUCCUUUCAGCUUCAUUAGAUUCAACUUGGUCUUACACAUACAAAGUGAUUGAAGCAAAACUUGUUUCAACUAUGUCUGAUGAACAAAUACGUUUCGCAUCGAUUAUUUGGAAUUAUUUAAACGGAAAGACUCAAGGGCAACUUCCAUUUGUUAUAUUUAAACAUACGUUAUUUUAUUUCUUUGAAAAAUAUUCAUCCGAUUCAUUUACUUCAACCGAUGUGCUUAAUCAUGCACAUCGUUUUACUGAUUUUCUUUUCGAUCGCCUUCAAGCUAAAUUAGUGCCGCAUUAUUUUAAUUCAACUUUCAAUUUGUAUAAGGAUGAUUUAUCAAUUACUUUAAUGAGUUCAAUAUCAAUUAAAAUGACUUAUUUAGAUUUGAAAAAUUUUUCUAUUUAUAGUUUACAGAAAUCUUCAUUGGAUCUUUAUCGUUUAAUUUAUCUUGUUCAAUUUGAAACAAAUUUUUUGCAAUGUCUUCUUUCAUGUACAUCAUCAAAAACAAAUUCAAUUCAAACAAUACUUGAUACACAUGAACUUGCGAUAAAACAAUUAUUAUCAGGUAUUAAAACAUAUAAACGACAAUUUGAAACAACUAAUACGAUUAAAACACGUCGACCACUAACACUCGAUUGUCUCUAUCGAUAUCAGGAAGAAAAUGUUCAAACUGUACUUGAUUAUUUACCAUUAUUACGAGAUAAAGAACCUUCAUUACUUAUUCAUUCACUUUGGUCUAUGUUUAUUCAAUAUUUUAAUUGUUUAUUUGAUGAUCUUUUUAUUUCUUAG
Molecule: messenger RNA, 2535 nt
Organism: Rotaria socialis
Lineage: Eukaryota; Metazoa; Rotifera; Eurotatoria; Philodinida; Philodinidae
Source: the annotation of a GenBank genome assembly